AACAAUGAGCUCAACACAGAAGGACCAACAUGGAGCGAGAAGUCAGCGCUCUCAGGAGGCCGACAAACCUCACAGAAGAAAGAGAGAGAAAACAUACACCUGUGACGAGUGUGGGAAGGAUUUUACUGGGAACGCUUCACUAAAACGUCAUCAGGUCAUCCACACUGGAGAGAGACCGUUCAGCUGUGACUUAUGUGGAAAGUCUUUUUCCUUGAAGGGUAAUCUAAAACAACACAAACUCAUCCACAGUGGAGUUAAAGCAUACAGCUGUGAUCAGUGUGGCAGAGCUUUUACUCACAGUAACAGCUUACAGAGUCAUCUAGUUACCCACUCUGGAAUUAAGGCAUACAGCUGUGACGAGUGUGGAAAAACUUUCAGCUGGAGGGGAAACAGAAAUAGACACCUACACAUUCACACCAGACAUGAUGUGUACUGCUGUGAACAGUGUGGCAAACAGUUUAUAACUCACACACAGUUGCAACAACACAUGUUUACCCACACUGAGGGACGACCUUAUAAAUGUGACCUGUGUGAGAAGACUUUUAAAGCUCCACAGUACCUGACACGACACCAACAGAUCCACACCAGAAAGAGACUCUACAAGUGCAGUUACUGUGAGCAGAGCGACACAGAUGGAUCCAGUUCUCAACCCUGUCAUCACCGUGGUGGUGGGAAAGACUUUCAUUGUGACCUCUGUGGAAAAACUUUCAGUCGGCAAGCUGACUUAAAAAUACAUCAACGUAGACACACUGGAGACAAACUGAAAUACUGCAAAGAAUGUGGGAGAAGCUUCACCACAUCAAGUACAUUAAAACGACAUGAACUGAUUCACAGUGGGGUUAAAAAGCACCACUGUGAUCAGUGUGGGUCAUCCUUCACCACUGCAGGUCAGCUUAAAAAACACAAACGAGUCCACACAGGAGAGAAACCAUACAAGUGCAGACACUGUGACAAAAGUUUCUCACGAUCACAUCAUCGUAACAAGCAUGAACGUACACACAUAGAAGGAAACUACAGCUGUGACCAGUGUGACAAGAGCUUCAGGAAUCUCAGAUCAUACUCUGAACACAAACGAUCCCACGUUACUAAUAAACUGUUUCACUGUUACCAAUCGUUUGGUCUACUGGUCUGA
Molecule: messenger RNA, 1132 nt
Organism: Oreochromis niloticus (Nile tilapia)
Lineage: Eukaryota; Metazoa; Chordata; Actinopteri; Cichliformes; Cichlidae
Product: zinc finger protein 726-like
Exons: 4
Coding region: 5-1132 (375 amino acids)
Biological process (GO): regulation of transcription by RNA polymerase II
Molecular function (GO): DNA-binding transcription factor activity, RNA polymerase II-specific; RNA polymerase II cis-regulatory region sequence-specific DNA binding
Source: RefSeq, a predicted model, not a curated record